AUGGUCCUGUCAAUAAUCCGCGCGAGCUGGCAGUGUUAUACUGCGCUCGAGAGGCGCAAUAUAGCCCUCUACAUCCUGGGCAUUAUGCUCUACAAAUUCGGGCUGGAGGCUUUCAAUGGAUCCAUUGUCUCUCUGGCCACCAACAGAUAUGACUAUGACGCGCUGGUCUCUAACUCGACUCCCAAAACCUUUGAACGAGUCGGGCUCCUUACUGGACUUAACCAAGCCUUCCAGUGCAUAGGCGCCAUCCUUAUAGCACCCCUCGUCCGGAGAGCUCCCACAAAAUUAGUCUUGGCAAUCUCCGUUCUCGUUUUUGGUCUCUUCACCGCACUGCUCCUGAUCGUGGAUGCCAGUACCGGAGGGAAAUUCAUGCCCAAGGGUUUCCAGCAUAGCCAUCCCAGGAACGAUUUUUCCUACUAUGGCAAGUACAACACAGACGGGUUAAUUCCCAUCUACUCAGUUACUGGUAUCGCCUACGGGAUGGUAGAACUGAUCCGUCGUGUCAUUCCAAGAGAUAUCGUCGGAGGAAAUGUCCAGAAACUUCGUCGGCUAGAUGCAUUAGUUCACAUCUUUUAUGAAAUUGCUGGAACUGGCGGCGCAUUCUGCACAGCCCUGGCCCUAAUCCCGAAUCUAGGAAACAACUAUUCUUUCAUAAUCACCCCCGUUUGUUUUGCCAUGGCCGCCUGUACAUGGUACUCUAUAACCAACCUGGACUUCAAGCCUCAAGCACAAGAAGUGCUUUCCGAACAUCCUGCAUACGUCAAAUCAAUCGUCGGGUCAUUUCUACUCUUCUUCGAAUCAUUCUGGACGGGCGGCAAGCUCAUAUUCACAAAUCGGCGGUUCAUCUGGCUGUUGCCCGGAUACGCCAUUGCGUUGUAUGGCCACCGCUACCUGGAAAAUGGGAUAGCACCGGCAAUAGCCCGACGAUAUCUGGGCAAUUCAGCCUGGUCGCAGCUGAUCGUUGGGGGCUCGAAUUUGGGCGAACUGAUAGGUGCCUCGUUCGUGUUCUUUUUCACGAACCUCAUUACCACCCCCAUUCCAUGGAUCCGGCUUGAUGCGGUACUGUUGUUGAUAGUAUGGUACUUGCCAUUUUGGUACCCCCCGGCGGGCCAGGUUGACCACGUCUUCAACGAAUCUGGUGGAGCCGAGAAUGGCGGCGACAUACACCUAGCGAUACUGAACAUAGGCGCCGUUCAAUUCACCACCCUGGCAGUGGUUAUUUUGGGCGCGACAUUUGUACCCCAGGGGGCCGUCGCAUUUAACCCGGAGAUAUUGUUCGACCAGAAGCUGGACACGGAAAUAGUCAAGGCUAGCAAGCUGGAUGACGGGAUCGAUAUGCCGAAGCGCCGCAAGGAUAGGGAAUAUACUAAUAACUACUUAACCCUCAAUGGCAGCAGUCACACUAGUCGUCAUGAAGUCUAUGAUGGCGGAAGUCGGCACCAGCGUUAUGCGAAUGUAGCAUAG
Histoplasma mississippiense is the source of this 1464-nucleotide messenger RNA. RefSeq lists its product as hypothetical. Lineage: Eukaryota; Fungi; Ascomycota; Eurotiomycetes; Onygenales; Ajellomycetaceae. The record is from RefSeq and is a predicted model, not a curated record. The coding region runs from base 1 to 1464 and encodes 487 amino acids. The transcript has 2 exons.